Messenger RNA from Canis lupus familiaris (dog), 3220 nucleotides. RefSeq names its product F-box and leucine rich repeat protein 14 (gene FBXL14). The transcript has 2 exons. NCBI's taxonomy places the organism in Eukaryota, Metazoa, Chordata, Mammalia, Carnivora, Canidae. Gene Ontology annotation, biological process: SCF-dependent proteasomal ubiquitin-dependent protein catabolic process. Gene Ontology annotation, cellular component: SCF ubiquitin ligase complex. Gene Ontology annotation, molecular function: protein binding. The record is from RefSeq and is a predicted model, not a curated record. Bases 143 to 1429 code for a protein of 428 amino acids.
AGGGGCCGGCCGUUGGGCCCGAGGCGGCGGCGGCGGCGGCGGCAGCGGCGGCGGCCGGGAGGACCGCUCUGGUCGCCUCUCGGGCAGGAGCGGCGGGGCCCGCGCCUCCUCCCCCCGGCGCCGCGGAGGGGGGAGGAGGAAGAUGGAGACCCACAUCUCGUGCUUGUUCCCCGAGCUGCUGGCCAUGAUCUUCGGCUACCUGGACGUCCGGGAUAAGGGGCGCGCGGCGCAGGUGUGCACGGCCUGGCGGGACGCCGCCUACCACAAGUCGGUGUGGCGGGGGGUGGAGGCCAAGCUGCACCUGCGCCGGGCCAACCCGUCGCUGUUCCCCAGCCUGCAGGCCCGGGGCAUCCGCCGCGUGCAGAUCCUGAGCCUCCGCCGCAGCCUCAGCUACGUGAUCCAGGGCAUGGCCAACAUCGAGAGCCUCAACCUCAGCGGCUGCUACAACCUCACCGACAACGGGCUGGGCCACGCGUUUGUGCAGGAGAUCGGCUCCUUGCGCGCCCUCAACCUGAGCCUCUGCAAGCAGAUCACCGACAGCAGCCUGGGCCGCAUCGCCCAGUAUCUCAAGGGCCUGGAGGUGCUGGAGCUGGGGGGCUGCAGCAACAUCACCAACACCGGCCUCCUGCUCAUCGCCUGGGGCCUGCAGCGCCUCAAGAGCCUCAACCUCCGCAGCUGCCGCCACCUGUCGGACGUGGGCAUCGGGCACCUGGCCGGCAUGACGCGCAGCGCGGCCGAGGGCUGCCUGGGCCUGGAGCAGCUCACGCUGCAGGACUGCCAGAAGCUCACGGACCUUUCCCUAAAGCACAUCUCGCGGGGGCUGACGGGCCUGAGGCUCCUAAACCUCAGCUUCUGCGGGGGCAUCUCAGACGCGGGUCUCCUGCACCUGUCGCACAUGGGCAGCCUGCGCAGCCUCAACCUGCGCUCCUGCGAUAACAUCAGUGACACGGGCAUCAUGCAUCUGGCCAUGGGCAGCCUGCGCCUCUCCGGGCUGGAUGUGUCCUUCUGUGACAAAGUGGGGGACCAGAGCCUGGCUUACAUCGCCCAGGGCCUGGACGGCCUCAAGUCCCUGUCCCUCUGCUCCUGCCACAUCAGCGACGAUGGCAUCAACCGCAUGGUGCGGCAGAUGCAUGGGCUGCGCACGCUCAACAUCGGACAGUGCGUGCGUAUCACAGACAAGGGCCUGGAGCUGAUCGCUGAGCACCUGAGCCAACUCACCGGCAUAGACCUGUAUGGCUGCACCCGCAUCACCAAGCGCGGUCUGGAGCGCAUCACGCAGCUGCCCUGCCUGAAGGUACUCAACCUGGGACUCUGGCAGAUGACGGACAGUGAGAAGGUCAGAAUCCUCCACUGCAACAAGAGAGACCAUGGAGUUAAAGAAACCCAGAGACCUUUAUCAAUUAAUUGUACUGUUUGUGAAUUUGUAUAAAUAAUAACAAAGAUCCUCUUAAAACGUUUAUAUUCUUACAGUAAAAGGUUAAACUGAUAUUUAUAUAAUAAAAGAGGAAAUAUGAAGUAUGUUUUUGAAAAAAAAAAAAAAACAAACAAAAAACCUUGUAUCUGUGAAUUAUUUUGAAGGCAGUGUGUGUUUGGGUACAUGCCAAAGUCGGAGGUGCUGUUUGUGUACUCUAAGAGGAAAUAAGGUAUAGAGUUCAGUGCAUCCUAGGUGGUGUAAGUAAGCUCACAGUUAAAAAUUUAUUCUGUAAGAGAUUUACUACUGACAUCUAAAUGUUGUGUUUCUAGAAAUGUGACUGGACUGGAGACUUAUAUAAUUUUUGGUUUUGAACUGUCAACAACAUGGGAAUUUAAAGAAAUGGAACUUUUAAAAAACUAGAUCUGUAAGAGUCACAAUUUCCCCCAGGGUGGAAAUGAGAUCUAGGGGUCCUGUUGAAUAAUGGGGUCAUGAGAUGUGGAAGUGGGGAAGAAAAGAUGGGUUGCUUUCCACUUUGAGUGGGUGUGGGGAGGAUGUGAAAUGGUGAAGAGUGGAGGGAACUGAAGCCAUUGUUCAGAAAAGUUAAAAGAACGCUGUACGCUGUCCUUGCCUGCUCGCUUACUUUGCUCAGUCAUGCAUGCUGAAUCUCACAGUGUGAGUGAGGGUCCUGGUAGAAAGGAGGAAGGCAGUUCAGCCCCUCUUUUUAACAUUCUCCUCCAGGCCCCGCUGUAUUUAAGCACUUUCCUGGGGGAUGGGGAGGUUGGCCAGAAGUUCUUGCACAUUUGCAUUUUAAGCACUUCCAGCACUGAAGCUUGCCACUCGGGUCUACUGUGGUGUGAGGGUUCUUAGACUGAAUUCGGGGCACAUAAAUGAAUACCAACAAUUCUAGCAAAGAGUUCCCUUUGAUAGACAAUAACUAAAUGAUCAACGCCCUGUGGUUGGGCUGCGGAAGUGGCAGAGGGUAUAAAUGCUCUAACAGUAGAGUAAUUCACAUUCACAUUCCUGGUUUCACAUAGGUCUUAGUUUCUGAGAUUUUUUUUUUUUUUACCAAAAACAACAACAACAACAACAAAUACAGAUCCCAGCAAGAGCUAGUAAGGGGUAUAAAACUUUCCUGCAAAGACACCUCUUUCCAGGAAGAGAGCUAGAACCCAAGUUUCUCUUGGGGUAGGAUUGUUUUGUAAAAUUUCCAAGCUUUCUGCUUGAGCAUAUCACAAAAGCUACAUUGUUCCUUUUUGGAGAGCCAUCACAAUUGGGUCUAAUUGAGCCUGACACUAGAUCCAUCUUCCUUUUCUUGGGGGAAGGUGUGGAUCUCUUUAUUCCCUCUUAGGUUACAGUGCUUAUUGCCUGGAAAAAAAAAAAAGAAAAGAAAAGAAAAGAAAAUGUGUGAACCCUAGUAAGUCGGGACUUGGAAUUAGGGUCAGCUUUCUAAUUUAGCAUUUGACACUAUAAUGCAUGAAGGCUCCACAAGCUGUAAGUUCUUAGACUUUUUCUUCCUCCAAAAGACUGCAUGACUGUACAGAUUCAGUCAAUAAAAAUUUGAGCACCUCCUAAGUCUCAGACUCUGCUCACAUUCCUCACUUUCAUACAAAAAAAAUAAGGGUUUUCCACCCUUUUUUUUUUUUUUUUUACUUGAAAGGCUAAAUAUAAGCUUGACUAAAGGUCAGUAAAUUAAUGUUUGAAAGUUAAGGUCACGGGCCUACUGUUCUCAACCUUGAAUUGGGUAUACUUAAUAUAUCUGGAGUGUCUCUGGAAACCAUGAAUAAACCAUUUAUUUUCAUCAGCCAA